AUGAUUAAUAGUCCUAUAAUUUGUCGACUACGUUGUAUAUGUGAUCGAUAUCAUUUGAUGGAAAGUUGUUGUUCUACUGAUUGUAGAAACGAUUAUUUCAGUGACCGCAGGCUUCACCGUGCUUCAAUUACCUAUAAUCCGGUAAGAGGUACAUCUAUUUCGCUGGAGUCCAUUGGUUCUAAUAUCAUUUGGAAUAUUGCUUGGAAGCCACUCAAUUUCUUCAUGUUGUUCACAACUGUGACAAUAUUAUCUAUGGGACUGGGACUACUUUUCACAGAUGCAGAUGCAGUGGAAAUCGAUAAUGCUUUUCAUUCUGAAGAAGAGAAGUGUAGCGCUUCUGUUGCAAGGUGUUUCGGCUGUUUCAGGAUUCGCCCCAGGAAUGAUGUUCGCAGCUCAAAUCAUUCAGGAUGA
Molecule: messenger RNA, 411 nt
Organism: Heterobilharzia americana
Lineage: Eukaryota; Metazoa; Platyhelminthes; Trematoda; Strigeidida; Schistosomatidae
Source: the annotation of a GenBank genome assembly